Molecule: messenger RNA, 1794 nt
Organism: Erigeron canadensis
Lineage: Eukaryota; Viridiplantae; Streptophyta; Magnoliopsida; Asterales; Asteraceae
Product: phosphatidate cytidylyltransferase 1-like
Exons: 12
Coding region: 243-1517 (424 amino acids)
Cellular component (GO): endoplasmic reticulum membrane
Molecular function (GO): phosphatidate cytidylyltransferase activity
Source: RefSeq, a predicted model, not a curated record
AAGAAUAUUGGGCUUUUCGAAUCUAGGAAAUAGGUACGCACCCUUCUCAUCUCUUCUCCAGUUUCUCCCUUUUCUUUCAUCAACUAAAAAGAUACUCGUCGGAUUUGACUUCAAAAAUCGCCGUAUUUGUGGCCGGAAACAUCAUAUCUUUGGAAAGUUUUCGCCGGAUUUUGACCGGAUCCGAUCCGGUGACUCUACCUCUAGCAACUCCGGCCACCCUCUGAAGAUUUUACCCUCUGGCCAUGACAAAGGAGAAUGACGGUGGUGUAGCGGUUACGCAUACCGGACGAGCUCGGCGGCGUAGGGGUUCAAACGAGGUUCCAGCUGACGUUGGCGAAGCAAAUGGAACCAAGAUGCUCGUAAAUGAUCAAAAUAAGUAUAAGUCAAUGUUGGUUCGUGCUUAUUCGACUUUUUGGAUGAUUGGCGGCUUUAUAUUUGUUGUCUACAUGGGUCAUCUUUAUAUCUGGGCCAUGAUUGUCAUAAUUCAAAUCUUUAUGGCGAAAGAACUGUUCAAUUUAUUAAGAAAAGCACACGAAGACAAGCAACUACCUGGAUUUAGGCUUUUAAAUUGGCACAUCUUCUUCACAGCGAUGCUAUUUGUAUAUGGCCGUAUACUUACUCAACGACUGGUAAAUACGGUUACAACAGACAAGUUUUGGUAUAAACUUGUGGGCAACCUCAUCAAAUAUCACAUGGUUACCUGUUAUUCAUUAUAUUUAAUAGGUUUUGUGUGGUUUAUACUUUCACUAAAGAAGAAGCUGUACAAGUAUCAAUUUGGGCAAUAUGCAUGGACCCAUAUGAUUCUUAUAGUGGUUUUUACUCAGUCGUCAUUCACAGUUGCCAACAUUUUUGAGGGAAUUUUCUGGUUCCUUCUCCCAGCAUCACUGAUUGUCAUCAACGAUAUUGCUGCCUACAUCUUUGGUUUCUUUUUUGGAAAAACCCCAUUAAUCAAGUUAUCCCCUAAAAAAACUUGGGAGGGCUUCAUUGGAGCUUCAUUUACCACGAUAAUAUCUGCAUUCUUGCUUGCUAAUUUUUUUGGUCGCUUCCAGUGGUUAACGUGCCCUAGAAAGGACCUAUCAACUGGUUGGCUACAAUGUGACCCUGACCCUCUAUUUAAGCCCGAGAAUUUUGCAUUACCUGGAUGGCUUCCUGAAUGGUUUCCAUGGACAGAGAUCCAAAUUCUGCCAGUGCAAUGGCAUGCAUUGGGCCUUGGACUUUUUGCUUCAAUCAUUGCACCUUUUGGUGGCUUCUUUGCUAGUGGUUUCAAAAGAGCCUUCAAUAUUAAGGAUUUUGGGGAUAGCAUUCCUGGACAUGGUGGAAUGACUGACAGAAUGGAUUGCCAGAUGGUGAUGGCCGUCUUUGCAUACAUUUAUCACGAGUCUUUUAUUGUGGCCCAGAGCGUAUCUCUUGGGAUGAUUUUAGACCAGAUAGUAAUGAAUCUCUCCUAUGACGAACAGAGAGAAUUGUACUCUAAACUUGGACAGAUUAUUAAGGAUCGACAAUUUGGUGAAUCUUAGAGAGUAUAUUGAUAAUAUUGUAACUUGGUUUCCAAUAGGUUUGUUAGAAUGCCAAUAGGUUUGUUAGAAUGCGAGCAGUUGUACAGUGGUUAUUCUUGUGACCUCAGUUCGUUUAAACUUUAAAAGCUUGUUGUAAUCUGUACGCAUAUUGAAACACCAUAAUAUGUGUUUUAAGGUUAGCAAUUCUUAUUAGAGCCGUGUAGUGUUUGGCUCUAUAUACUAUGAAGUUAUUUUAUAUUUUCUGUAAUAUAGACCUUACUCCUUGCUCUGUUAGCAA